AGCACUCGGUCCGACUAGACGUUUGGCAAGUUUUUGUCUUCACAACAUUGAUGUCGGUUCAGUUUUUGGUGAUGUUGCGUGCGUGAACGUUAAACAGAACAACAAGGAUGAACGAGUACAACUGGACACACUGGAUCGGGACUAAUUUGUGCGAACGAUGUGCUGAUCCGGAAAAUUUGGACGAUUCAGUUCAAGAACCAGAUGAGUUCCAGUGCUGGUUGGAUUUGUCUUUUGUGGCACUAGACGUGCUAGUGGCUUUCGUUUGGCUUUCAAUACUCAUUUACACGUGCAGUGCCAUAAAAAGCGUUCGCAGAAACCGUUGUUUAUCGCAAAAUUGCAGUUCAACAAUUUCCCGUUAUCCACUUCACGAUGUUCACUGGCUGUUGGUCGUGACAUUGUUCCUGACUCACCUCGCUGAUCUCGGAGACGUUCUACUCAUUUGGCAGAAUAACCCGUUGCAAAUCGCUAAAGUGUCCGUUGUCGUGCCCAUCAGCAACGCCCUCGUUGUCGUCUUAUCCUGCGUUUACUUUGACCGUAUCGAGGUAUGGCAGCGCGCUGCCUAUUUGCUAUGGCUAUGUCCGCAGUGGCUGGCCGAAGCCAUUCUCAAUUUCGUUCGUUGGCGUCACUUUCACUUGGAUUACACCAGAGAUACGGACGCUGUUGGAUCUGUCGCCAUACAACUAGUCAUAACGUGGAUGAAAAUUAUGCUGGCCGUCUUUCUCUUCGUUGUCGACGCCACGACAGCACUACAGAAGGGACCAUCAACGGCUGGAACGGAAUCAAAAGCAAAGGAUAUUCAUCCACCUGAUAAGGAUACGAUAUCAACAAAGUCCAUGGAUUCGGUGUUCGUUCAAUCGUUUCCAUCACAGGUGGAAAAGAACCCAAAAUACUGUUACCUGCACGGCCAAUCAAACCUGCUUUCCAAAGCGACCUUUUUUUGGCUCAAUCCACUCUUGCUGGUUGGUUUCUGGACUCCGCUAGAACAAAAACAUCUUGGCCCUCUACCAAACGACUACAAAGCCUCCCAGUUGAGCCAACAGAUCCGAACAUUACUCGAUACUAAGAAUCCCAAUUUAUGGCGAUGCUAUUGGUCUUUCUCAUGGCGGGCAAUCUUGCUCGGCGGAUGGCUCAAAUUCUUUGGUGAUCUCGUCGGUUAUGUUGCACCGCUUGGUAUUCAAGUCAUGGUCGGUUACGUGAACUCCGCGUCUGCAAGCAACUCCACCGAUGCGAACAACACCACCGGGACUUACUACUCAUCCGUGACGGAUUUCUUAUCCAACGGUUACAUCAUGGCCGUCAUAGUCUUUCUGUCGAGCUUCUUGCAAGGAACAUUAUCUCAAGCGUCCAGUCACGUCCUCUGCGUUGAGGGUAUCAGGCUCAAGACGGCCCUUCAAUCUUUCAUGUAUGAGAAAUCUCUACGUCUCUCCUCUUUAAGCGGAGUAGCUGCCGAUUCGGACAAAGUUGAUGAUGAAGAACAUCCAAAAUUGGAAGACGCUUCGCUGCAGCUGGAUGCCGGUACGUUAAGUCAGCUUCUGACGGAAGAUUGUGACAACACCAUGGUGUUCUUGUGCCUGUGCCAUUAUCUGUGGGCCAUUCCUCUCAAACUGGCCAUUCUGCUGUACUUGCUCCAUCAGAAAUUGGGCGUAGGCAGCGUCAUUGCCGCCCUACUCUGCCUUCUAUUAAUGGUGCCCGCUCAGUUCUUACUGGGACGCAACAUAUCACACCAGAACAAAUCGAGUAUGAGGGAGGCUGGCAGAAGAUUAGCGAAAAUCCACGAAUGGAUAUCCAACAUGAAACUUUUCCGGCUGUACGCUUGGGAACGUUCGGGAUUGAGUCGGAUUCGGGCGGUGAGAAGGAAAGAGUUGCAACACCUCUGGUCGUAUUCUAUUCAAUGGGCCUGGGCCACUUUUUUGACCCAGGCCUCCACUGUGGCACUGACUUUGUUGACUUUUGUUCUCUAUCCGUUUCUGUCUUCUUCCGGAACUUCUCCCUCCGCAGCAGAAGCUCUCUCUGGAUUGGCUCUGAUUAAUCAAUUUACCGUCCCAUUGACCAUCAUUCCAGUCAUUGUGCCGGAGCUGAUUGCCGCCUGCAAUAGCACCCUCCGACUAGGCGAAUUCUUUCGCAAAUCGGACAUCUCUAUCCAGCGCCAUCAUCACUCCAAACUGUCAGUCGAAUCGGUUGAAGGGCAGGAGCCUUCAUCCGCCACCAAUGAAUCGAUUUCUGUCCGCACGUUGGAAAACAUCGCGGAAGACGAAGAACACCAGCAAUCCUGUUCGGACAGUUGCACUGACUCUGAUAAGUCCGUUCGAUUCGAUCAACAGGAAGAGUUGGCCGUCAGGGUAAGUCACGCUACCUUCAGUUGGCAUCCAGUUGAUGUGGACAACGACCGCAAUGACUUCAUGCUAUCCGACAUUAGCCUAGAAAUAGGCCAAGGCCGACUGACGGCCAUCGUCGGUCAUGUCGGCAGUGGCAAAUCAUCGUUGAUGAUGGCUUUGCUAGGAGAGUUAGAGAUGAAAUCGGGCAGUUUAACAUGGGCAUCAACGGCCAGUACUCAAGUGGGUUACGUCGCCCAACGACCGUGGUUAAUGCACGCCUCUUUGAGAGAUAACAUCCUCUUCGGCAACGCCCUUUACGCCAAACGCUACAGCAAAGUGUUGGAAGCGUGCGCUCUGACGCAAGAUGUCGAAUUAUUCCAGCAGAGGGAUACCACUCUGAUUGGAUCUAAAGGACAGAACGUUUCUGGUGGCCAAAAGGCCCGCAUUUCGUUAGCUAGAGCUAUCUAUUCACCGGCCUCCACCUUAUUACUGGACGACCCGUUCGCGGCUCUUGAUCUGCCAGUGGCACAGCACGUUUUUCAAGAGGCGAUCCAGCGCAUCCUACUCCGCCAAGGAAGAAACGUCAUCUUGGCAACGCAUCACAUGGAAUACGCCAUGCAAGCAGAUCACGUCGUCGUCAUGGAUUCGGGCACCAUUCUAGUGCAGGGCUCUCCAGAAAAAGUUGCUUCCGUUUGGCCGGAAUUGUUGAACCAUUCGAGCCAGUCGGUCCAAGACUCGUCCAGUUUAUCAAAGGGAACGGCUAAAGAUAGAUGGAAUAUGCUUCGAUUGGUCACGAAAACCGGCUACGUUUUCAAAGCAAGUAGCAGUCGGAAAGAGGAAGAGAUCACGAUCCAACCGACGGACUCCGUACACGGCCAGCGAUGGAAACGUCGCUCCAGCCGCUUGAAUGCCUUGUCCAUUCACAUGUCGCACGAUCUUCCACUCAUGACCGAUGAAAUGACAAUCGACGAACUUCUACCCGACGUUGGAAUGGCAUGUGAUCGUCUGUACGGGUCCAGAAGUCUGCGGACUCGUCAUCUCAGCUCAUUGAAUGGACCACUGCCGGAAACCCUACCGUCAGCACCACAACAACCACGUUCCAUUUCUUUCUCACUGAAAGGUCCAUCGGCAGUUUUCUCUUCUUUCGUCAACAGAAGACGGACGCGUUCAAGAGAUCGAUUCUCUCAAAUUCAUCACCAACCGGUCGUGUCACUCCAUCCGCUUGCGGAUUCUUCCUGGAGUGCUAACGGCAGCGGUAGCAGCCAUAGUAGCCGCGUAGGCUGUAGUUCCAACAAUCAUAGACCAUCCCUGUUUCGGCUUUAUUCGACUCCUGUGGGCAAACGCUCAUCGGAAGUCGAUGGCUCUCAGAGACGGACAAGCGCAGAGAGCGAUCGUUCAUCGUUGACCGUUAGACGGACGUAUUCGGACCAAGAGUCCCGUCAACACCAACCGGGCAUACAGAGAUUGGUGUCCACAGUGUCAGGUUUCUCGGAGGAAAUCAAUGCUGAUCCGGAAGAGGCCGAUCAGGAUCGAGGGCUGUUACGGGAUCCCGCAGCAAUCGACGAAGAGCGCCAAUAUGGCAGAAUCCCUCGCCGGCUCUACUGGCUGUACGCUCGCGCUUGUGGAAUAUUUCUAACAUUGAGUUACUUUUGCGGUUCGAUCGGUUGGCAAAGCGCUCGCCUUGCCACCGAUUACUGGCUCGUAGUUUAUCAAAUCGAAACCCACAAUUCAUCCUCAAUGAAUACGAUGUCGAAUAACGGCCAACAGCCUACGACUGUCACCGAAGAGACAGGCACCAGUUAUUUUUACCUUGGCAUCUACGUUUUGCUGUCCAUUGUAUCAGUUAUCGCCGCCAUUAUGACCAACAUCCUCGGGCAGGCGGCGGGCAAUCAAGGCAGAAAAAGGCUGCACGAUGAUUUGUUAACAAGCCUUUCACGCUGCCACACGCGCUUGUUUGACGUGGAACCGACGGGCCGUUUGUUGAAUCGCUUCAGCAGCGACAUGUCUAUGAUAGACAAAAAACUAGCGACGACUGUUCAACGCCUCGUCCAGUUUGUUCUCAUGUGUUUGUCCGCCAUCGUCAUUAACGUCGUCAUCAGUCCGUGGUCCCUCCUCAUAGCUGUAUUCAUCGUCGUCAUAUUUUAUAUGCUUCAAAGGUUCUUCCGCACUUCGGCCAGGGAAUUACAACGAUUGGAGAGUCUAUCUAAAGGACCUGUGGUUUCUCAUCUGACCGAAACACUUUCCGGCUUGGCGACCGUAAGAGCGUUUGGCCAGCAACGUCGAUUUCUACAGACUAUGUACGAAAGGAUGGAUAGCCAUUCGGCAGCAGUUCUAGUCCUCAAUUCUACUAACCGCUGGCUCGGUUUCGCCCUGGACUCUUUAGGUGCAGCGGUUGUGUUGGUAGCCAUGUUGCUGGCCUUGUUCGUUCAUAGGAGCUAUCCCGAGCAUCUGACUCCCGGCCAAAUUGGCCUAGCCAUCAGUUAUACUCUGAUGACGCCCAUCUAUUUGCAGUGGGUCGUUCGUUUCUGGUCCGAACUGGAGAUGUACUUUAAUGCCGUUGAACGAGUACUUCACUACUCUGAAUUACAACCCGAAAGCGAAACGACAACUGUGGCAUCCGACAGCCAAUGGCCGCGUAAGGGUGAUAUCGAAAUUUCGAACCUAUCGGUCACCUAUCACUGUAGCCUAGAGCCGGUGUUGCGUGAUCUCAGUUUGACUAUCGGGCAUGGCCAGAAGAUCGGCAUUUGUGGCCGCACGGGUAGUGGGAAAUCCACUUUGGUCAACGCCAUUUUUCGGCUUGCUGACACGGCCGCCGGUCAUAUCAAACUAGAUGGUAUCGAUAUCGCUACGCUGGAACCACAUUACCUAAGAUCUCGGUUGACAGCCGUUCCUCAAGACACUCUGAUAUUCGCCGGUACUCUUAGAGAUAAUUUAGAUCCAGAACAUCAAAUACCUGAUGUAGAACUAUGGGCUGCUUUGGAGGCUGUACACCUCAAAGAUUGUUUCCGGAGUAUUGGAUUGGAUGGAGAAAUGUUUAAGGGAGGUAGUUGCAGCCUGAGCGUUGGUCAACAACAGCUAUUCAGUCUGGCACGGGCAUCCCUUCGUCCGUCAACGAUCCUCGUUCUAGACGAGCCAAGUAGCGCGUUAGAUGUAGAAGCCGAGCAAACUUUGCAUCAUUGCCUAGAUCAUCUAUUCGAAAAUCGAACUAUUCUCCUUGUGGCGCAUCGCCUAUCGAGCUUGCGAAAAUGCGACUGGAUUUGCGUCAUGGAAAAUGGACAACUAGUACUACAAGGCACACCAGACCAAGUUUUAAACGAGCUGCCAAUUUCUGAUUGAAAACUGUUGCCAUUAAACAUAGCUUUUAUUUGAUCUAAUAGACAUUAUCGCUAAACCGUAUUUUUUGUUAUUUCCGGAAAUCACGUCAAGUUGAUCAACUGAUGACCUUUUUCUAAUUUGCGCAAUGUGUAGCAAAUAAACUGGGAAAUUGAUAUGCCGAAUGAAAAAUUGUUUGUUUGCUGUACAUCAAUAAUCUCUUUAAAAAGUAAAUAAAACUGAACUACGAGUAGU
Messenger RNA from Daphnia carinata, 5882 nucleotides. RefSeq names its product ATP-binding cassette sub-family C member 9-like. The coding region runs from base 108 to 5651 and encodes 1847 amino acids. Lineage: Eukaryota; Metazoa; Arthropoda; Branchiopoda; Diplostraca; Daphniidae. The record is from RefSeq and is a predicted model, not a curated record. Gene Ontology annotation, cellular component: membrane. Gene Ontology annotation, molecular function: ABC-type transporter activity; ATP hydrolysis activity; ATP binding. The transcript has 8 exons. Gene Ontology annotation, biological process: transmembrane transport.